CUAUAUAGAAUAGUGGAUUAAAUCAUUGCAUGCUACUAUCUGCUCGAUCGUUUUUGGUUUUCAAUAUUUUGUUUGUGUGAUUCAAUGCUUCGAUUUGAUCAAAUCUCAUUGAUUCACACGGACACAUUUGUAUUUUUUUCGAUCGUCCACUUGGUUAUUAUUUAUCUGAUUGAUUUGUUCCUGGAACCUAGUUUAUUAUAAUUAUUAACAACAAAAAUUUCCCAAGAUUUACAAGAAAGAAAUCUCGAACAAAAUGUCGGCAACACUUCGUCCAUAUUUAUUGGCUGUACGGCGAACAUUGGAAGCUGCCAUUUGUUUGAUAAAUUUCAAUUCACAAGUGGUCGAAAGACAUAAUAAACCUGAAAUUGAAGUUAGAUCAAGUAAAGAAUUGCUCCUGAAUCCUGUGAUUAUAUCAAGAAAUGAACGUGAACGUGUGUUGAUCGAAUCGAGUAUUAAUUCGGUUCGAAUUUCGAUUGCAAUCAAACAAGCCGAUGAUAUUGAAAGUAUUCUAGCGCAUAAAUUUACACGUUUUAUGAUGAUGCGUGCAGAUAAUUUUGUGAUAUUACGGCGUAAACCAGUGAAAAUGUCCUUUACAACGAAUGGCCAAACAGUUGGAACAUUAACAUUAUCACAACAACAGCGAACACCCACCGGAUCAUAUUCAUCAAUCAAUGGAUUCAAAGAUAGCAAUGGUCCGCAAUAUGAUUAUGAUAUAUCAUUUUUAAUUACAAAUUUUCAUACAGAAUCAAUGUAUCGAUUUAAAUUGAUUGAUUUUAUCAUACAUUUUAUGGAAGAAAUUGAUAAAGAAAUCAAUGAAAUGAAAUUAGCAAUCAAUGCACGUGCUCGUAUAACUGCUGAAGAAUUUUUGAAAAAAUUUUAAACAUGAAAAAAAACUAUGAAAAUUCAACAUCUUAUACGCAAAUGAUUCACAUAUACAUUUUUGCACAAACACACAAGUACAAACAGUUUAAAUAUCAAUAACAUGUUUCAUAUAUUCUUUGUUCACUAAAUUCCAUAAUGAAUUUGUCUAAUUAAAAAACAAAAGAAAACAAUGCC
Messenger RNA from Dermatophagoides pteronyssinus (European house dust mite), 1056 nucleotides. RefSeq names its product Actin-related protein 2/3 complex, subunit 4 (gene Arpc4). The record is from RefSeq and is a predicted model, not a curated record. NCBI's taxonomy places the organism in Eukaryota, Metazoa, Arthropoda, Arachnida, Sarcoptiformes, Pyroglyphidae. Gene Ontology annotation, biological process: actin filament polymerization; Arp2/3 complex-mediated actin nucleation. Gene Ontology annotation, molecular function: actin filament binding. Gene Ontology annotation, cellular component: Arp2/3 protein complex; actin cytoskeleton.